AUGAAGACCAUCUAUACCGCUCUUGCGGUUCUCGCCGCCAGCGCUGAGCUCGCUUCCGCAACGUUCUUCGAUUCUUCCAAGUUCUCUUGCCCCGCCAACACGAACAAUGAGUGUAACCCCCAACAAUCCACCGGCUUCAACUGGGAUACCUUGAACCUUGGACCUUUCCAAAACUACGGAGACUUCUCUUUCUCUGGCUGGUCGUGUGCUGGUUCAUUCGGCUCUGGCAGAAAGCGAGAUGUUCUUACCGGACGUACAUUCCAAGACAAGUGCAUCACUGGCAAGGCUUCCCACGACAAGUCGAACUCCCCAUCUUUCGGCUGCGGCUCAUCCCAAUCCGUUAAGGAUUUCUCUGUCACCGAGUUCGAGGUUUCCGUUGAGUUUGACUGUGAGCUUGAAUUCCACUUCGAGAUGCCUGACAAGUCGUCCUGCAAGCAGAAGAGUCACUGCUCCAAGGGUGGAUCCAUUGUGAAGAACUCCCAGUGCGGUGGAGCCAAGAGUGUCACCGUCGUCUACCCACCUCAGACCAAGGGACCCGGAACUGGCAAGACUUCAUGCAACCUCGGUAUCCACAGCAUGAAAUUCGACUGUAGCCCUCCCUCUUCCACCAAGGUCUACUCCACCAAGGUCUACUCCACCAAGAGCACAUCAGUGGCAACCCCCCCAGCUACAACUCUUGCAACAACCACAUCCGUUCCCUUGACCUCUUCAUCGGUUGUCGUUGAAUCAUCGAGCUCUGCCGCCAGCUCUACUAGCUCAGUAAGCAUCCCAGAGACAACUCCAGUUCUCAGCAGCACCACUUCCACCUAUGGAUUCUUCAACACAUCCAGCAGCGUCGUUGUUCCAUCUUCUUCUGUCCCAGAAGCCAGUAGCAGCUCCAUUGUCGUUCUUACCUCAUCUUCAGCCGUUGGAACUACCUCUGCUCCAUCUUCUGCCGUUGAGACAACAUCUGCUUCGAUCAGUAGCUACACCUCCGUCGAUGUCGUUACUGUCAGCGUUUCCACUUCCACAACUGUCUGCCCAGUUACCCUCACCCACGUUACUGGAGGAACUACCUCAACUGUUCAGACCACAAUCUCCCACGUGACUGAGGGAACUACCAGCCUUGAGACCACAUCAGUCCCAUAUGUCACUGGAGGAACAACCAGCAUUGAGAUUGGCACAACCACAUCCACAAUCGUUUCUACAGUCACCUCGACCGUCUGCACUAAGUGCUCUGCUGCCAGCGUCACCGAGAUUGCCUCAACUACUUCAAGCGCCCAAGGCCCAAUCGAGACUGCUCCUUGCCCAGCCGUUCUCCCAUCUUGCUUGAACACCUGGUUGUUCUCCGAAGGAUGCUCUUCCAACACCGAUGCUGCAUGCUACUGCCCAUCUGCUGCCUUCGUCAAGAACGUCUUCGACUGUCUCUCCGCUCACGCUGCUGAUGAUAAUGAGAUCGCUGAGGCCCAGACCUACUUCCAGGGUAUUUGCGCACCACACAUCCCCCAGAACCCAGCUAUUGUCACUGGAGCAACCACUGCUCUUACAACCACUGCUGCACCAACUGCCUCAUCCGUCCCAGUUACAACCAUCCAGGUUUACACUACUCUCACCGUCCCAUGUGUCGAGUCCACCGGAAUCUCGUCCGGAUCCAUCAUCCCAUCCAGCUCGACCGUCACUCUUCUCUCCACCUACUUGACCGUUCCCCAAGUCAUCUUCACCACCGUCACUGGAUACUCAACCGUCUCCGCUAACCUCGUCCCCGGCACUCCAGCCAGCAACCCAGCAACCACCACCCCAGCUCAGGUCUACUCCACCGUCCCCAUCCCAACAGGAACCCUCUCUGUCUCCAAGACCGCAGCAGGAAACGUCUCUGCCACUGCCACACCAUCAACCAUCGUGUCCACCGGCAGCGGAGCCCAGAACGCCUUCGGACUCGGAGCCAGCUUCGCUGCUCUGAUCGUCGCUGUCUUGGCUCUGUAA
Cadophora gregata is the source of this 1962-nucleotide messenger RNA. RefSeq lists its product as uncharacterized. Lineage: Eukaryota; Fungi; Ascomycota; Leotiomycetes; Helotiales; Ploettnerulaceae. The transcript has 3 exons. The record is from RefSeq and is a predicted model, not a curated record. Bases 1 to 1962 code for a protein of 653 amino acids.